Molecule: messenger RNA, 1434 nt
Organism: Fonsecaea erecta
Lineage: Eukaryota; Fungi; Ascomycota; Eurotiomycetes; Chaetothyriales; Herpotrichiellaceae
Exons: 2
Coding region: 1-1434 (477 amino acids)
Source: RefSeq, a predicted model, not a curated record
AUGACUGCUUGGACUACACUACCCCGGUCGUGGAAGUUGGAGGAUGUUCAAGCAGUCUUGAAUGUCAUUAUCACAGCCUUUAGUGGCAUCACCAUAUUUGUAUUCACACGCUGCUACUGGUCGUUCUGGGCACGAUUUGCUGCAAAAGGAAGGGCUGUGCCAGUAUCGUCACUCCUCUCAUUGAAUACACCUGGCGAGGCUGCCGACAUCCUCUUACUAUUAAAAUCUCAUGUGUUCCAACAUUGGAAUAUUGUUGCUCAAAGUCUUGUUGUCAUUGCUCUGUCGAUCACAACCCUCCUGUCUGGUCCGAUUGCGAAGUACUCGACAAAACUAACCCACGUCGUGGUCCAGACGGAGGUCAACGGGCUUCUUGCUGGCAGAACAGAUAACGGUAUUCAUGACUCCCAGGUGGCUUGGAACCAGACCCAGACAAGUCUCGACCGCGCAGGCUUCCCCAUUGACGAACUCUUGGACUAUCUCCCAGACACCUCGGAUUUGUGGGUCUACCGUCCGGAUGAAUGGAAUAAUAGUUGGAGUAUGACUUGCGAGUCCGUCGAGUCAAAGCCUGUCAGUCUGUAUCUCACAUCGGACUGUGACACGCUCACCGGGAAGUUUGGUGGUGCAAUAGAAGGUGAAAUCUUUCCAGCAUUUCUGCGCAGUGGAUACGGCUAUUACGACAGCCCAGACUUCUAUACCAGUGCAACGUUGAUUAAGGACCUCCUCAUUUGUAUGUACGCGGCAAAGUACUCAGACUGGGACGAAGCGGGCGGCCCAUUCGGCAUAUACCGCACUGACCCAACAUGGAUCGCAUUCCCCGACAUUGAAGAUGUUUUCAACAUUCCUACCUCAAUAUUAGGCAACUACUUCACACGCUUCAAGCAAGAGUCAAUGGCAAAAGAUGAGAUUUCCGUCAUUACGCCAAGAGAUCUGCAACGGUUCUAUCAGACGUCCAUCGUCACCAAAGACACUCAACUCAAGCGGCCGGUCAAACGCAAGAUGAGCGUUAGAGUUGUUGCCGUACAACUGUCCACCGGAUUCAUUGCGGUCUUUAGCAUUCUUGCCGGCUUCAUCUGCCUUGGGGUGGCAGCGUACGUUCUCCUCCUUUUCAGACAUCAAGGAUCCAUGAACUCUCUGCCGCAGUCAAGGCUUGAUUGGCUACUCAAAUGCAUCAUAUCAAGGUCUCCGAAACCCAGCGGCACAGACAGUCGAGGGCCAAUGCUGUCAGCAGUCGCCGAGGCCGGGGCUGGGGCUGUGAUACCCUUGCAGGUGACAGCAGACAAGAAACGUGCCCAGUUUGAGGGUGCUGUUUAUGGCACAACGUGGACUGGAGAUGUGCCUCACUCACCUGGUGUCCACGCGUUAUCUUCCGACUUCCCGGACAAGUUAGUCACAGAUUCUGGGAUGCCAGAAGCGCAACAAAACGGACUGGGCUGA